AUGAUAGCAGAUAGAGCCCUGGCUAUAAAAGCACUCCAGAGCCACUCCCUUUCCUCAUCUCUCCCACCGAUCACCUCCUCCUCGAUCCCCCAAUCAACCAUCAAGAAAAGAAACUAGCUCGCCAAGCUUCGAUCCACAUCAAUGGAGGGCAAGGAGGAGGACGUGCGCCUGGGCGCGAACCGCUACUCAGAGCGGCAGCCCAUCGGCACCGCCGCACAAGGCGGGGACUCAGAGAAGGACUACAAGGAGCCCCCUCCGGCCCCAAUCUUCGAGGCCGAGGAGCUCACCUCCUGGUCCUUCUACCGCGCCGGCAUCGCCGAGUUCAUCGCCACUUUCCUCUUCCUCUACAUCAGCGUGCUGACGGUCAUGGGCGUGAGCAGCUCCUCCUCCAAGUGCGGCACCGUGGGGAUCCAGGGCAUCGCCUGGAGCUUCGGCGGCAUGAUCUUCGUGCUCGUCUACUGCACGGCGGGCAUCUCCGGCGGGCACAUCAACCCGGCGGUCACCUUCGGGCUGUUCCUGGCCAGGAAGCUGUCGCUCACCCGGGCCGUGUUCUACAUGGUCAUGCAGUGCCUCGGCGCCAUCUGCGGCGCCGGCGUCGUGAAAGGGUUCCAGACCGGGCUUUACAUGGGGAAAGGCGGCGGCGCGAACUCCGUGGCUGUUGGGUAUACCAAGGGCGAUGGGCUUGGGGCGGAGAUUGUGGGCACUUUUGUGCUCGUUUACACUGUGUUCUCGGCUACUGAUGCUAAACGUAGCGCCAGAGACUCACAUGUUCCGAUCUUGGCGCCGCUGCCGAUCGGGUUCGCGGUGUUCCUGGUGCACCUGGCGACGAUCCCCAUCACCGGAACCGGGAUCAACCCGGCGAGGAGCCUGGGUGCUGCCAUCAUCUACAACAGGAAGCAGGCGUGGGACGACCACUGGAUUUUCUGGGUGGGUCCGUUCAUUGGAGCCGCGCUGGCUGCUAUCUACCACGUGGUGGUGAUCAGAGCCAUCCCCUUCAAGAGCCGCGACUAAUUAAAUCAAAUCAAAUCAGUCAGUCAGUCAGUCGAUCAGUCAGUUGUGUGGUGAAUGGUGAUCGUGCGCCUAGCUACGUGGAUCAUUUGGCGCGCUGUAAUUAUCUAUCUAUAAUUAUCGUCCGUCCUGCUCUGUUUGUCUUGAGUGUGUGUGCAUGGGCACAUGGUGCUUCUUAAUGGCUGCACCUAGCUUUCUUCAGCUCUCCUUUUUUUUCAGAAGAAAUGUGACACCUUCAGCUAUAUAUGCAUGUAUAAUCUGGAGGAGAAUUUCACUACUUGUUCCCCCUGUUUUUCUUACCGUAUGAUGGAGUGCGAAAUUACCAUCAAAGCAUGGAUGUAAAUUAAGGAAGGAACCCUCUAUAUAUCGAUCUAUGAGAAGAAUACAUUUAGUAAUAUGUAUGGAUGAUCAUUCGUCA
Messenger RNA from Brachypodium distachyon (stiff brome), 1426 nucleotides. RefSeq names its product aquaporin PIP1-5. NCBI's taxonomy places the organism in Eukaryota, Viridiplantae, Streptophyta, Magnoliopsida, Poales, Poaceae. Gene Ontology annotation, biological process: transmembrane transport; response to water deprivation. The record is from RefSeq and is a predicted model, not a curated record. Gene Ontology annotation, cellular component: plasma membrane; vacuole; plasmodesma. The coding region runs from base 142 to 1011 and encodes 289 amino acids. Gene Ontology annotation, molecular function: water channel activity. The transcript has 3 exons.